Molecule: messenger RNA, 2203 nt
Organism: Melanotaenia boesemani (Boeseman's rainbowfish)
Lineage: Eukaryota; Metazoa; Chordata; Actinopteri; Atheriniformes; Melanotaeniidae
Product: kinesin family binding protein
Exons: 13
Coding region: 29-1939 (636 amino acids)
Molecular function (GO): protein binding
Source: RefSeq, a predicted model, not a curated record
GAGUCACGUGACGCAGAAGAAAACAAACAUGGCGUCUAUCAACAGUGAUGAGUGGAGAGCCAUCUGCGACAAAUUCACCAACGCCCAAAAUCUCGCUGAGAUAGAAUCACGAAAAGACCCAGAAAACGACCCGUUCCGCUCAAAGUACAAAGCCAGGGAACUUCUCCGAGAGAUUUACUGCUCCUUGAAGAAUCUCGAAUCUGGCGACGGUGAAGGGGACACAGGCGAGAGCGGCGACCAACGGCCGCCGGAGCAGCCGGUGGAUGGCCUGACAGAGGAUGCGUUUAGUCGGGGUUUCAGCGGUGACUCCCCAGCUGGAUUGCGGGCAGCUAAACUCGGGGCUGUGGAGUAUUACCUUGGGGUCAACCAUGUCGACACAGAGGAGCUGUCGGCCGGGCAGGAGCAUCUGAUGAAUUGCAUGAAGCUACUGGAGAAAUGCAGAGUGUCGUCAGAGAAUGUGUCGUUGUUCAUUCAUGUCAAGAACCAGCUGGGAAUCCUUUGGGCAGGCCGGGAUGAGACGGAGAUGGCUCAAGGCUUUCUUGAAACAGCAGAAUCCAUCUACCAGCGUUACAUGAAGGAGGAUGGAACUCCUCCUACUGAUACAACAGAGUACUUCUGUACUGAGGAGAACUUGCUGACCCACCAGGAAAGAACCAAGAAGUUUGAAUUGGCUUAUACCCACACCAUGUACUACCUUGCUCAAGUUUAUAAAAACCUAGGUCAAACUGAACGUGCUGCCACCUACUGCCACAGUACUCUGCAGAGACAGUUACAAUUAAACCAGUUUAUCCCAAUGGAGUGGGCUCUAAAUGCUGCUACACUUUCCCAAUAUUACAUCACAAAGGGACGAUACAUGGAAGGCAGACAUUGCCUUUCAGCAGCUACUGUGAUAUCAGGUUUGGCAGGAGAAGUCCCCUCUGAGGCAGCAGCACAAGAGAGUGAGACCGAAAGUGAGCGUAGGGAACAUCUCAGACAGAAGAGAGCUGAGAUUGCAAGAUGCUGGAUAAAAUACUGUCUCAAUCUGCUGCAGGAUGCCAAGAAACUGCUAGAGGACAACAUUGGUGAGCUUGAUACUGAUCAUCAAGAUGAGUUGAAGAGAGCGAGAAGACAAGAGAUGGAGGAGGAAGAGAAGGGAAGGAAGAGCGCUCUGCUGUUUGGCUCUGAAGACACCUUUGACUCCAUUGCUAGUGUGGAAGAAAAGGUGUUGUGUUUGUUCCCUUUGGACUUCACUGAGGCCAGAGCUGUUUUUCUGGUGGGACAGAACUAUGUCACACAGGCUAAGGAGUACUUUCAGAUGGAUGGAUACGUGACGGAUCACAUAGAGAUUUUGCAGGAUCACAGUAGUUUGUUCCGGGCCCUGGCUUUCUUUGAGGAGGACCUGGAGCGACGCUGCAAAAUGCACAAAAGAAGAGUGGACAUGUUGGAGCCGAUCUGCAGUGACUUGAAUACCCAGUACUACCUAUUGAUCCGCAGACAGCUGAUGUUUGAGUUGGCCGAGAUCUACAAUGAAAUGAUGGACUUGAAACUGACUCUGGCCAACAGACAAGCGGAUACACAAUCUCUAGAUAACCACACCAUUAAGAAAUUUAACCAUCUCUGCUCUUCCUCUGCCAAAUACUACCAGAUGUUCUUGGACUCUAUGUGUUCUCCUGAGGGAAAGUUUCCUGAGCACCUGGAGGAGGAGGUGCUCAGACCAGCUCUGGUGGCCCGUUUCAGAGUUGCCCGACUUCACAGCAAACUCAUCAGCUCUUCACCCACCGUUCAACUGGACAACCUUAAUAGAGCUCUGGAAAACUACAAGUACGUGGUCCAGUAUUGUGAGGCCCACCCUGAUGAAGCCGCCGCAGUGGAGACAGAACUGGAGCUGAGCAAGGAAAUGGUUGGCCUCCUCCCUCUGAAAAUCAAUCGCCUCAAAGCGAGGAUGUCAGCAAACAACUGAAAGAUGCUUUGCUGAACAGAUCUUGUUGAAUUUAUUCAAAAAUGCCGAUCUAAAUUUGCCUAGGCAUAGACAAUGGACACUGGGCGAAUGAAGAAAUUAGCUGACUGGUUGUUAUUGUAUACUCUGUUCAUUACAGUUCUGUUUUUUUUUUUUUUUUGUCUUUCUUUCCAGUAAGCAUGCUGCUUUCACAAGACUAGUGAACACAUUACAGGCUAUACAUACUGUUUGUGCUUAUAUUAUACUUGUAAUAAAUGUUGUGGUCAA